AUGGUAAGUGAGAUAUAUCAAAUAAAUAAUUAAUCGAUAUAUAAUGGUACUUAUUGUAAAUAUAUUAUUUUGCAGGACGAAGAUGACCAAAAAGUAGCCAGUAAGUCAACCUAAAAUUUAUUCAUUCAACUUUUUUUAGUUACUUAAUAUAAUAUUUGAAAUUAUACUAAACAAAUUUAAUUGUUCAUGCAUUUAAAUACUAUUAAUACUCUUAAUUAUAUUUAAUAUUAUAACACUUUUCUAAUCCUACUAUAAAAUUAAAAAAACGGAAGGCAAGACAAUACGUUCUUCUCAUUAUUCUAAUUAUUCCAUUUAUAACAUUCAAUACAUUGUUUAGAAAUAAAAACUAAUUCAUCAUUUUUAAAUUAUUGUAAAACUUCAAGAAAUGAAUUUAAAAAGAAAUGUAUUAUCUUGCUCUUUAAAUUAUUAUCCUCUUUUGAUUUUAUAAUAUGUGCUUUUACUCUAAAACCAAAAUUAAGUGAGUUAUACGUAAUCAGCAAAAAGAAGAUUUUGUUAUAUUGCCCAUUAGUUGGAUUGAGACAGUUUAUGCGGGUAUAACGUCCUCUUAAAUUACAUUUGUUGCCACUUUCCUAUUAGGUAUGUAAUAUAAAAUAUUAUUGUGUGAUGAUCUUCAAUUUAAACAGAAAUAUUUUUAUUUCAAAGAAGAUACAAAAAAUACAUUCUACCUGAAUAUUUGAAAUACAUCUAAUAUAAAAAUGUCCUUUAGUGGUAACAAUCAUUUUGAAUUUAAUAUACAAACAAAUAUUAAUUUUAUACUUACUAAUGAAUUUUUUUAGUAAAAUUAUGUUAAUGUUCAACAAAGUCUUUUAAAAGACGUUUUCGAGUUUAAACACAUAUAAUGAUUCAAAUAUAGAUAGGGAAUUUACUUAUGUAUGAAACUAUACUUAUGAGACAAUUACAUCUACCUUUUUUGAAAUAUUAAUAUAUAUUAUGAAUAUCCAAAUUUUUUAGUAAUUUAGAGUAGGGUAAAACACUGAUAAUGUUGUAUAGAAAAUGUCAUAAUCAAUGAAGUUUCUUUUUUAUAAUUAAAACUCUAUAAUAAGUUUGAAGGGAAAUAUUUUUUGUUGGAUUAUUGUAUGAUGCGAAAUGUAAACAAAACAUUAUGCAACCAAGAAGUAAUUAAUUUAUAUAAAAGAAAGUAACAAAGUUGGGUAAGACCAUUUUUGGGGUUUUAAAUUAAUUUAAGUUUUUGUUAAAUUCUGUUUCUCUUCUUUAACAACAGCCUAAAGUUUCAAUAUUGUAUACUUUUCCACAAAAUAUAGCAUGCCCUUGGUCCACAUUGGUAUUGGUAAUUAUACGUCUGAUAGGUUCAUUUUUAAGAAAGUCUAUGUAAUUUAAAACAUAUUAAAGAAAGUAAUUCAGGUGAGUCAAUAUUACCUCGUAAUAAUACAUCCAACAUAAAUGCUCAAAAUAGGUCUUCAAUUUAUCAAGGAAACCAAACAAGUUACGUUGCAACAGGUUUAUAGUUAAAGGAUUUACAAAGGAUAUUUAAUUUAAGCUUGCAAACCUCAAGAAUGUCUGUUGAACUCUUUCAAGUUUCGAGGAGUUACUGAUAGUGCGAAGAUCCCAAAUAACGGUACCAUACACCACAAUAGGGCGUAGAAGAGCACAAUAAGGAUGAACCUUGGAAAUGUUUAUAUACUUUUAAGACAAAAUCAAGAGUUUUAAAAGCCCUAUAACAGCAUGUUUGAUAUCGGAACCAGAAUGAAGAUUACUACUAAGAAUAAAUCUGAGAUUCACAAUACAGCCAUUAGAACAUGAAAGAAUAGUAGUUCUAAGAUGAUAUAUAUUAUACAAUAGGAAACUAAAUCCUGGCAAAAUGCAUGGUUUUGAAUUGAGAACUAAGUAACUCAUAAGUUUCUUCUAAAUACUUUUUUAUAUUACAGACACAAUCCAUUACUAUUCUUGUUUUCUGUAUAUAUGAUUAUAUUACAUUCCCUUUUAUCAUAAAUAUAAUAACCCUAUCAAUUGUAUGUAUUAUAUAUGUUUAUUAAUAGGUAGUAUCUAUUUUUGGAUUUCAUUGCAUUACUUACAUAUUUUCUAUUUUUUUUUCAAUUGAUUGCUAUUUAAAAAAAAUAUUUUUUCAGUAAUGCGAAAAGCAUUUCAAAUGUUUGACACAGCUAAAUCUGGAUUUAUCGAUACAUUAAAAAUUAGUACUAUCUUAAAUACCAUGGGCCAAUUAUUUGAUGACUCAGAAUUAAAAGAACUAAUAGAAGAAGUUGAUCCAGAUGGUAAAGUACUAUUUAAGUUAAUACCUGAAGAUGUAUUUGUAAUUCUAUACUGUAGGUACAGGAAAAGUAAAUUUUGAUGGGUUCUGUGAAAUUGCUGCUCAUUUUCUUGAAGAAGAUGAUGCUGAAGCAAUGCAAGAAGAACUAAAAGAAGCUUUUCGACUAUAUGACCGAGAAGGCAAUGGAUACAUUACAACUGCUACACUUCGGGAAAUAUUAGGGGCAUUGGAUGACAAACUUGGUCCAGAAGACUUGGAUGGUAUCAUUGCUGAAAUUGAUACCGAUGGAUCAGGAACAGUUGACUUUGAUGGUAAAUAAUUAUAUAUAAAUAUUAAAAACAUUCCCUUAAUAUUACAUUUGGAUUUUUAGAAUUUAUGGAAAUGAUGACUGGAGAAUAA
Molecule: messenger RNA, 2647 nt
Organism: Cinara cedri
Lineage: Eukaryota; Metazoa; Arthropoda; Insecta; Hemiptera; Aphididae
Source: the annotation of a GenBank genome assembly